Nyctereutes procyonoides (raccoon dog) is the source of this 1778-nucleotide messenger RNA. Its product is annotated as proteasome subunit alpha type-1-like. Gene Ontology annotation, cellular component: nucleus; proteasome core complex, alpha-subunit complex; proteasome core complex. Lineage: Eukaryota; Metazoa; Chordata; Mammalia; Carnivora; Canidae. The record is from RefSeq and is a predicted model, not a curated record. The coding region runs from base 647 to 1348 and encodes 233 amino acids. The transcript has a single exon.
CCUUCCCCAGUGUGGUGAGGUUUUGGUCUAGACAGAGUGGCAGCCCAAUUCCCAAUUCCCUUCCGUAAACCAAACAAGCAGAACAGACCAUAUUUGAACAUUUGAACCUAUGUGGGGGCUGCCUGAAGGACUGAUCUAUCCCCCCUUAUUUGGAGUUCAUGCAGCAAGAAGAGGUAGCUGCUACUCAUGAAAGCUGCAAGGGGACUACCAACUCAUGAGCAAAAGAUUUUGAGUAGGACAUAUAAUAGACCAUAAAAAGCCCAAAGGAGACGCUGAGCGAGAUUCUUUGAAAGACUUGGACAUUCAGAAGCAGCCACAUAUUUAAGGGAAUUGAAAAGGCCAUGAUCAGUCCUGGCCAAGACAGACUUCUGAAAAGAAAUGAAAAGACCUUAAAUUUUUAUAUUUUGCUUAUCCCUAGGCUCUGAGCCCCUCUAGCUUAGAAAAUUAGAAAAGGACUGCCCCAGAAUAGAGCCAGUCUGCAAAGACUGAGACAGGUGACUGUUUUCACAAGUGCCCAAUCUUUAAAAAAAAAAAAAUUACAGGCCGGAGGCCACAGCGGGGACCCAGAACCAGGUUUCGCAACCAGUAUGACAAUGACGUCACUGUUUGGAGCCCUCAGGGCAGGAUUCAUCAAAUUGAAUAUGCAAUGGAAGCUGUCAAACAAGGUUCAGCCACAGUUGGUCUGAAAUCAAAAACCCAUGCAGUGUUGGUUGCAUUGAAGAGAGCACAGUCAGAGCUUGCAGCUCAUCAGAAGAAAAGUCUUCAUGUUGAUAACCAUAUUGGUAUCUCAAUUGUGGGACUUACUGCUGAUGCUAGACUGUUAUGUAAUUUUAUGCGCCAGGAUUGUUUGGAUUCCAGAUUUGUAUUUGACAGACCUCUUCCUGUGUCUCGUCUUGUAUCUCUAAUUGGAAGCAAGACCCAGAUACCAACACAAAGGUAUGGCCAGAGACCCUAUGGUGUUGGACUGCUUAUUGCUGGUAAUGAUGAUAUGGGCCCUCACAUUUUCCAAACCGGUCCAUCUGCCAACUAUUUUGACUGUAGAGCCAUGUCCAUUGGAGCCCGUUCUCAAUCAGCUCGUACUUACUUGGAGAGACAUAUGUCUGGGUUUAUGGAGUGCAGUUUGAAUGAACUGGUUAAACAUGGUCUGCCUGCCUUACGAGAGACACUUCCUGCAGAACAGGACCUAACUACAAAGAAUGUUUCCAUUGGAAUUGUUGGUAAAGACUUGGAGUUUACGAUUUAUGAUGAUGAUGAUGUAUCUCCAUUCCUGGAAGGUCUUGAAGAAAGACCACAGAGAAAGGCACAGCCUACUCAACCUGCUGAUGAACCUGCAGAAAAGGCUGAUUAACCAAUGGAGCAAUAAGUCACAAACCAGUCUAUAUGUGUAUUAUCAAAUAUGUAAGAAUGCAGGAGCCCUUACUGAUGACAGUAAUCUAUACUUUGAACCAAAAGAUGCAGCGUGGUCUUCUGGUAUGUUUUAGGAAUCGGUCCAGAUGUGUUUUUCCCAAGUAACUUGUCUGAACCAUAUAAUGGUGUGCAUUUUUCUUUGAAAGGGUCUAUAUAAUCAUUUUCUAGAAAGUAUAGUUAUCUGUACUAAUGUUUUUACAUGAAGAACAUAGUGUCUUUGUGGUUUUAAAGAAAACUGUGAAAUAAAAUUGUUUCACCUGCCUGUGGAAAAAAAAUUACAAGGAUUAAAAAGAAAAAGAGAGUAUAGUUCACGUAAAGGGGAAAAAUAAACUGGUCAAAACUGUCCCUAGAUGAACACGAGCAUUAGACUU